Messenger RNA from Arabidopsis arenosa, 1117 nucleotides. NCBI's taxonomy places the organism in Eukaryota, Viridiplantae, Streptophyta, Magnoliopsida, Brassicales, Brassicaceae. The record is from the annotation of a GenBank genome assembly.
UAAUAAUAUCACACAAAUAUCAAUUAUGAUGUACAAAUUCAUAUUUAAUAUUUGCUCUUCUCCUCCAAUGAGGAUGGAGAUGGUGCAUGCUGACGUGGCUUCUCUCUCCAUAACACCUUGCUUCCCGUCUUCUUUGUCUUCGUCCUCACAUCAUCACUAACCAACAACAACAUUGUAUCAUGUCGGAAGAUCAACACCGUUGGAUGGAUCAGAUUGCUUCAUCGGACUACUUCUCUUUAAACAUGGACAAUGCUCAACAUCUCAGUAGCUACUACACGGGUCAUAGAGAAGAAGACAUGAACCCUAAUCUAAGUGAUUACAGUAAUUGCAACAAGAAAGAUACAACAGUCUAUGGAAGCUGUGGGCACUCGUCAAAAGCUUCGGUGUCUAGAGGACAUUGGAGACCAGCUGAAGAUACUAAGCUCAAAGAACUAGUCGCUCUCUACGGCCCACAAAACUGGAACCUCAUAGCUGAAAAGCUCCAAGGAAGAUCCGCGAGGCUUUUUCCUGGAAGGACGGAUAAUUCUGUGAAGAACCAUUGGCAUGUUAUAAUGGCUCGCAAGUUUAGAGAGCAAUCUUCUGCUUACCGUAGGAGGAAGACGAUGCUUCCUCUUAAGCCACUCAUUAACCCUAAUCCUCACCUUUUCAAUGAUUUUGACCCUACUAGGUUAGCUUUGACCCACCUUGUUAGUAAUGACCAGAAGCAGCUUAUGUUGCCAAUUCCUUGCUUUCCAGGUUAUGAUCAUGAGAGUCCGUUAAUGGCGGAUAUGUUCCAAAACGAAAUGAUGGUCGGCGAAUAUAUUGCAUGGACACAAGAGGCAACUACAUUCGAUUUCUUAAACCAAACCGGGAAGAGUGAGAUGUUUGAAAGAAUGACUGAGGAGAAGAAACCACCCUUUUUCGAUUUUCUUGGUUUGGGGACAGUGUGAUCAUCAUCAUGAACAAGACUCGCUUAAGUUAGUUAACAAAAAUUAUGAGAUGAUUUGAGUCCUUAUCGAUGUAGUUAUGUUGCGUUAAUAGUUGUUGUCCUUAGUCACAUGCAACAUUCCUUACCCCGGGUUAAUAAGUACGUACAUAUAUUACCACUCGUUGGUUAAAAUCAAUGCUUUCAUUUAUG